AGGACACAAACACUGGCUUGCUUAUUCUUCCGAGCACAAAGCGACUGCCGUUUACACUUCGAUUUGCACCUUGCGUAAUUGUGUUUGGGCUGGCCUUGGAAAACACAGAGGGAGUUGAGAAGCGAUGAGCUCCACCGCAAUUCGAGCUCCUUCCUUUACGCUCUUCAGCUCUCUAUCCAAAACCCCAAACCUCGGAAACGGGAAAAGUCCAUCGCUUGGACCUGCGAGAUGCGUCUUAGUGACUAUGAGCAGCAGAGGCAAGAACCGGAAGCCGUUGCAGAAGGGGAGGAACCCCAGCAUCGAAGCAAUUCAAACGGUGCAGGCCUUGAAGCGAGCCCAGAAAGAUCAGCAUACGUUGGACCGAGUGUUUCAUUCCAAUUUCAAGCGCCUACUCAAGCUCGACAUGAUGGCCGUUCUUCGCGAACUUCUCCGCCAGAACCAAUGCCUCUUGGCCCUCAAGGUUUUCGAAGAUAUUCGGAGGGAAUUCUGGUAUAAGCCUCAAGUCUCAGUUUAUGCUGAUAUGGUUACCGUAUUGGCUAGCAAUGGAUUGGUUGAACAUGUUGAACUACUCAUUCAAUCAUAUUUGAAAAUAGAAGCUGGCGACUUAGGGCCCGAGAUCGAGGGCUUUAAUACUCUCUUCAAAGCCUUGUUAAGUAGUAAUAACACCAAGCUUGCAAUGGAGUGCUACUGCCUGAUGAAACAAGUUGGAUGUGAACCAGAUAAGUCAUCCUUUAAGAUACUCAUAACUGGCUUAGAGUCAAAGGGAGAAACAGGUCCUUCGGUUAUAAUAAGGCAGGAUGCUCAAAUGUACUUCGGCGAAUCUCUGGAGUUUCUGGACGAUGAGGAAGAGAUGAUGACACAACAAGUACUGAGUGAAUCACUUCCAAAGACAACCUAAGUCGUAAAGCGAGGAUUGCUUGUCUAAGCCAGGAUAAGUAUAAACACGGUUACUUUCUAAUAAUUGCACAUUCAUCUACAAUGAUGAUUUCUGUCAAGACAUUAUAAAGAGACAAAAAUGGGGGACCCUGUUUUCCCAAAAUUUUCAACUUUGUUUUACAACUGUCUACCCAAUUCUUGACCAUGAACUCAACCUGGUGGGAUAGCUGGGAAUUUAGAGGGAAAACAGAAUAGAGAUGCAUGUGACCAGCUGCAAACAUGUGCUUACAUCCUCAAUACUUAUGAACUCAUGAUUAAGACUUCAAAAGUUUCAGGUUGCAAGCCACAUUCCAGAAAUGAAGCAAUGAAAUCUUUCAACUUCCAAAUUUGAGUUCAGAAGCUUCUAUUACUAGAAUUGUUUCCCUUCAAAUGUCUGACCGAACUGCCAGUUUGGUGGAGCAACAUUAUAAGAUGCUAGUGUUCUUCCGCUACUGGCAGUCACCUCAAAA
This is a messenger RNA of Juglans microcarpa x Juglans regia, 1385 nucleotides long. Its product is annotated as protein THYLAKOID ASSEMBLY 8, chloroplastic-like. The record is from RefSeq and is a predicted model, not a curated record. Gene Ontology annotation, biological process: Group II intron splicing; chloroplast organization. NCBI's taxonomy places the organism in Eukaryota, Viridiplantae, Streptophyta, Magnoliopsida, Fagales, Juglandaceae. Gene Ontology annotation, molecular function: protein binding; RNA binding. The transcript is spliced from 3 exons. The coding region runs from base 125 to 898 and encodes 257 amino acids.